UUAAUUAAAUAUACGGAUAAUAAAUUCAAUAAAAUAGAAGCAACAAGCAUGACAAACGAAAGAACUCAUAUAAUAAGUGACAAAAUUACUGAGGAGAGUACUUAUAUAGUUAUAAAUGAUGAAGCCAUUGACAAUUCAAAAAGCGAAGUUAACUUGGAAAGACAGUUGAGAUCCGAAAGAACUUAUAUAACAAUAAGUGACGAAACCACUAACAAUUCAAGUUAUAAUGUCAACUUGAAAGGACAGCUAUUGGAAUUCGAAAGUGCUUAUAUAAUAAUAAAUGAUGAAGCUACUAACAAACCAAAAAGUAAAAUUAACUUGGAAGAACAGUUGUUAGAUCAAGAUCAUAACAAUAUUUCAACUAUAUUCUUAGGAUUGUAUGUAUUUGAAACUUGUCAUCAGAAUUUGGAAUUCAUGAGUCUGAUAAGUAGUGAUAUUAAUGGUAUUGGUAUAGUGACUAAACAGAUUA
Racocetra persica is the source of this 469-nucleotide messenger RNA. The record is from the annotation of a GenBank genome assembly. NCBI's taxonomy places the organism in Eukaryota, Fungi, Glomeromycota, Glomeromycetes, Diversisporales, Gigasporaceae.